Molecule: messenger RNA, 969 nt
Organism: Ichthyophthirius multifiliis
Lineage: Eukaryota; Ciliophora; Oligohymenophorea; Hymenostomatida
Exons: 3
Biological process (GO): proteolysis
Molecular function (GO): aspartic-type endopeptidase activity
Source: RefSeq, a predicted model, not a curated record
AUGAUAUUCGAUACUGGAUCAGCUUUAAUUUUUGUUAAUUCUGUUAAAUGUUAAGAUAUCGGCUGUAAAAGAGGAAAUUAAUAUGAUUUUAAAAAAUCAAAAACUUAUAAGCCUACAGAAUAUGAAUAUGAAGUCUAAUAUGGAAGCGGAAAUUUAAUAGGUGAUUAUUCAAAAGAUAGUUUUUUUGUUGAAAAAUAAGAAAUAAAAAACGUAGAUUUCGUUGAAAUUACAAAAGAAGAAGGAUACAUAUUCUAAGAUGGUGAUUUUGAUGGAAUUGUUGGCCUUUCAUUUCCGGAAUUAGGUGAAGGAACAUUAACAUUAAGUGAUAGAAUGAAAUAAUAAAAAGUAAUAUAAAAAAACUAGUUUUCUUUUUAUAUGAACAGAAAUGAAAAUUAAAAUGUUUCUUUUAUUUAAUUUGGAGAAGCUGAUUAUAAAGACAUUCUAUUAGAUGAUAAAGUAACUUAUCAUAAAGUUGCAAAUCCAAACUAUUGGUCUAUAUUCGUAUAAGAAAUACUUGUUGAUGAAAAUAAUACUAAUAUUUGUUCGGUUAAUAAACCCUGUGCUUUUAUUGUUGAUUCUGGUACUAGUGUUAUCGCUGGACCAACUACUGGUAUUAAUAAACUGAUUGGAUAUAUGGCUAAUGAAGAUUAUUAAUGUAAGAACUUACCUAAAGUUAGUUUUAAAAUUGAUGAUUAAAUUUAUAAUUUGUAUCCUGAAGAUUAUUAAUUUUCUAUUAAUGAUGGGAACAUAUUUAAUUGUGUUGAAAGUUUUGUUUAAAUAGAUGUUGAAGACGAAUAAUGUAUAAAUUUAUAAAUAUAUAUUUUUCAUAAUGUUAAAUUAAAAAAAAAAGUGGGUGAUAUAUGGAUUUUUGGUGAUGUUUUUAUGUAUAAAUAUUUAACUGUGUUUGAUAGAGAAAAUGAAAGAGUUGGAUUUGGAAAAUUAAAAGAAAUAGACUAAAAAUUAUAUUGA